UUUUGACUUUUUACAAAAAAAUGGCUGAUCAAAAUGAAGAAAAGCGAUCAACUCCAGAUAUAGAGGACACUUCUUUGCAAGACGAGAUCAACCGAGCAAUUUCAGAAAAUUCAGGAAACUCCAUUGGCUCUAAAAAGUCUGUAACAGCAACAGUCAGCCAGUUGACAGCGAAAGCGUUGCGGGAGUUUCGACUUGAUGACGAAGUCCUUCACAAUAUUUCGGGAGAGCUUAAUGUCGAAAGUUUUCAUUCAUUCGACAGAGGUUUAGAUGAAGCAAACGAACAGCAAACUUUGCUUCAAGAUGAAGACGGCGAAAAUCGUCCAGAUGUGGAAACUAUUGAUAGAAAUCAAGUGGAGUUUGAUGAAAACAUCGAUGUUGUCAAUACUAGAGAUUUUAUUGAUGAAGGAGACGAUUCGGAUGGUGAAAAUGAUUUGGUGGUCUUGGAUCCAGAACAUCCCUUGAUGUUGCGGUUUCAAAAUGCCUACAAAAAUCAUCUUCUGAAGCAGAAAGAAAAGUUAGAGCUCGAAGAAAGAGAACUGCGCGAGGAAUUAAACAAACGCCAUAAAGAUAGAGAGGAGAUUGGUGUCAAUCUGUACAAUUCUCAACAAGAGCUCGCUCGACUGCAAAUGUUGUUAGAAAAACAACAUGAUGUUUACAACGAGAACCACAGGUUACGAAUGAAGGCCGAGGAGAAGAUGAGCGAGGUCAGAGAAAUACAUCGAAGUAAUACAAAAUCACUUUCUGAGCAGAGAAAGAAAGCGGAAGAACUUCGAAUUGAAGUAGAGAAUCUUGCGUCACGUGUUCUAUACAUGCAAGAGGCAAAGGAGCAAGUGCGGUCUGACAUUGCAGUUAUGAAACGUGCAGCAGAAAAAGCUCAUGGUGAGGUCUCAGAAGCUGAACAAUUAAAGAAGAAACAAGAUUUCCUUGUGGAUCGUCUCACUCAGAAGGUAGAAAGACUACACGAGGAUAUUGCAAUGUUUGACGCUCAAAGGAUCGCCCAGGAAGAGGAAACAAAGUCAACACAGAAAACUCUCGCCGAGGCUAUUAAUGAAAUUGAGGCGAUAGAACUGGAGAAGAAGCAGUUAUAUCAGCAAUGGCAGAAUAGUUUGAUCGGCAUAAGUCGUCGUGAUGAAGCAUAUGCGGCCAUGCAGCAAGCCAUAAGUCUUCAAAAAGAACAUAUCAGGACGAUUGAAACAGAACUUGAUGGCUUCCGCAACUCCAUCUCCAAGGCUCAAACGACCAAUGAACAGUUGACUUUGAUGCAACACAGAGUUGAAGCUGACAUAGCAAUGGUAAAGAAGAUGAUUGGUGUAAGCUUGAACAAACAAGAAAUAUUGAAAAUGGAAUAUAGUAAAUACAGUCGGACACUUCAUGAAACUGAGCUGGCUUUAAAUAAAACCAAUACCGACAUAACUCUACGAGAAAACGAGCUUACAGCUUUAAGAAAGCAGAUUGAACGUGAAUACGAAGAGAAAGGACGAGUAGAGGAAAAUAUCAUGGAGAAACUUCGUGAGCAGAUGACAUUUGAUAAAGCUGCACAAUACAGUAAGAAAGUCACUGAUAAAAUAAAGAAACGUGGAACUGAAUUGGACAACCAAUUGGCAUCAGUCGAGAACGAUAUAUCACGUGAUCUGAUGGCGAUUAGUAAUGUACGCACACGUGUUCGCAACCUGGAGGAGAUCCUUAAGCAGCUGAACGAAGAAAUACGAAAAAAGAACGAGACGGCGACGACGAUUGAGAAUGACAUCUUAAAGAAAAAUGCCGUGAUUGAAAGAAAACAAAGUUUGGUGGAUCAAUACAACAAACGUAUCGAAUCCCUGAAAAAUAAAGACGGGGGUCAACAGUUAGGUCCACUUGAACUGCAGAUCAGCACCUUGCAGAAACAAGUGGAGUCUUCCAACAAUAAAAUUAAUGAACUUCAACAGUUUUGGUUGAGAAAUCAGAAUGAACUGGUUAAGACAGUUGAGAAGGUCGGACAGCAGUCAGAAGAGAUCAAGAAUCUUAAGAAACGACAUUCUAUAUUGCUUCAUAAAAAACAACGAACUGAAGGAGAUAUUGAGCAUCAUAUGGGAGAAAUGAAGGAUAUUGAACGCAGCAUUCGUAACAUGCAAAAUGAAAUGACAAAACUCAACACCCUCAUAACCAAAGAAAGAGGAAUGAAAAAUAGUUUGGAACAAAGUAAUAUUCUUACGGAGGAUGAGUUUAUUCGAACUUUGAAGGAAGCUGAACUCGAAUCAAUAGAGAUGCAGAGCAAAAUUGACGGCAUGAAAGAAGAGAAGGAACGUUUAUUAAACAGCCUUGUCGAGGCAGAGAGACAGAUCAUGUUGUGGGAGAAGAAGACACAAUUGGCACGUGAAGCUAGAGCGACGGUUAAUGAAGAUUACGGACAUGGUGAAAUUAAAACCAUGAAAGCUGAAAUACAUCGCAUGCAGGUUCGCUACUCACAGCUCAUGAAACAACAAGAAAAAAUGAUUCAAGAUAUGGAAAAGUCAAUCACGCGUCGGGAGUUUAUCAUAACCAGAGGUGAUGCUCAAUUAAAAACAGGGAAGAAUGUGAACACGAAGGGAGCUUACGAUAGAAAGAUCGCUGAACUGAAGAGCAAAAUAAAGAAGACGAAUGACAGUGCGACCCAUCUCGAUAACGACAUUCGUGUAUUACAAGAAAAUAAAAAAGAUCUCAGUUCACAGUUAGAAAAUAAACAGACAAAGGUGUACGAGUUGCAAGGUGCUGUUGAUGAAGUUGACUCGAAGAUUGAUCUGUUAAGUGAUCAACGACAAAGAAAUUUAGCUGAUAUUUUAUCAUCUCAAAAAAAAGUCAAGCAUUUAACAGCAGUCAAAGAAGGAAGAUAUACUACUCUUUGUAAAACUUCUGAAACACUGGACACUGAGUUACAAAAGCAAAAAGAUCGUUUACAAUCCUUGAUGAGCAUUGUCGAUCGUCUCAAUCAAGAGUUUCCAUAUGCUCAACCAGCUUUGAGGAGAAUCACAUUGUCAUUAAGCAGUCGCUGUCAAAAUGGCGAUUUCAGUUAACUUAUUUAGCAAAUUAGCUAGUUUGCUCCAUGUUGUUGAACGUUUGACAAAAUUCACCACGCAUUUUAUGUAUAGUUGUUUUUAAUAGAGUUUCACUGUACCAAUUUAAUGCAGUAUUACGUUAAUCAUGCCCCAUGAAAGGCACCUAAAUAGCUUCAUCGGAAGUCAAUAAGGCAGGAGUAAGUUCUUAAAGCAAAGGUCUUGAGCUCAGUUAUUUUUUGUAAUGGGUUUGUCACAAUAAACUUUUCGAAAUUUUA
Molecule: messenger RNA, 3286 nt
Organism: Xenia sp. Carnegie-2017
Lineage: Eukaryota; Metazoa; Cnidaria; Anthozoa; Malacalcyonacea; Xeniidae
Product: coiled-coil domain-containing protein 40-like
Exons: 16
Coding region: 21-3029 (1002 amino acids)
Biological process (GO): axoneme assembly
Cellular component (GO): cytoplasm
Source: RefSeq, a predicted model, not a curated record